This is a messenger RNA of Fusarium coffeatum, 423 nucleotides long. RefSeq lists its product as uncharacterized. The record is from RefSeq and is a predicted model, not a curated record. The transcript has 3 exons. Bases 1 to 423 code for a protein of 140 amino acids. Lineage: Eukaryota; Fungi; Ascomycota; Sordariomycetes; Hypocreales; Nectriaceae.
AUGACUCUCUUCAACUACUUGAAAAACCGACUGGCACGAGUCUUGGAUGCAUCACUCGAUCAGUAUCCCGGUAUCGAGCUGAGUGACGCCGACAAGGUAGAGAUCCUGUCUUCUUGGGAUGCUGAAGUGUCCAAGACCUGUGUUUCUGUACAGGAGAUCUUCAGUGCUAUGGAUGUUAUCAAGAUUGUCAUCGAAAUAAUUGAUGAAGAGCAGAAAGACAUUGAACAGUACUAUGCUGGGCACAGCAUUCAGUACCAUAUGGCCUACUUGCUCGAACUGGACGAGAAUCUCUGGGAAUUGUAUUGGGCGGUGAUUGCUUUUACAGUACAGGUCGAAGAUCGCGACCGAGUUCUUCGAGAACUGGACGAAGCCUUUUGGUUUGAAAUUUCCUACAACCUUCAUGGAUCUUCGCUCUCUUCUUAG